UGAAAAUGCAGCCAGAGCAGUGAUAAACCUGAAGUCAGAUUUUGGUGCAGAAAAUGACCAAACCUUUUAAAAACUGCAGUGCUGCCUGCCCUUAACCCCCCCUGUAAGUGUCUCCACAUGUCAUCUGCCGCCUGUGUGGUUCUCCUUCCAAUACAAAACACAAAAUGAAGAAUACAAUCAGGAAUAAUUGGAAAGGCAGAUGCUGGAUUUCAGAAAAUGUCGAUGUACAAAUACACAGAAUGGAAGAACAAUCUUUACUAAUCAACAUGGAUUGAAUUUUACUUUACUGGAUGCAUCUGACAUUUGAAUUGCUGGCAAACUGCAAAAAUAUAUGAAUGGCAUUUCAUAAAGUAUAAUUCUGAAUUGUGCUACGUUCAGGAAUAAUUCUUAAUUAUAAAAAAAAACUUUAUGAUUGAUAUAACAGCAAAAUAUUAUGUACAUAAUUUAAAAACACAAUAUCUUGCUAUAUAGCUUUUUAAGAAAAUAUUUCAUCACCUUAGGUAAAUAUGAAAAUCAAUAAGUUUGUUAAGCAAGAUAUAUAUUAAUUUUUUUUAAUACGUUAUAAGGUAUGCAAAUAACCAUCAAGGUUGUUGCUUAUAAAUUAAUAAUUCCAAAUAACACAUUAUUUAGGUAUUUUUCAAUAAAAAUAUAAAAGAUAAGAGACUAUAAUCCUGUAUAAAUGUCACCUCCUAUACAAAUGCAACACAAUUUUUUUGAAUAUAUAAUCUAGGUCUAUAAAAAUAUGUAUAACUGACUAUUCUCCCAAUGGACCAUGGCUCUAAACUUAACGGAACACUAUAUUUUUCUAUUUAUUACCACUUUUAUGUUCUUACUCAUUGAUAAAUCUGAUAGCAAUUCAUCUGACUGGUUGCUGCUGACAAAUAAUGUUGCUCAAUAUCACAAAUUAUAUGAAUUUACAUCUGUCACCAAACCAAAGAGUGGCCUUUUACAUCCAAAUUUGUACUUCGAUGCUACAGAUGUUCACGAAUUAAGGCAAAAAUCUCAUACUAGUCACAUACAUUUAUUUAGGACAAUUAGAAAUGCUGUAAUGAAGAUGCUCUCUAAUCCAUCAUACUAUUUGCCUCCACCAAAGCAUGCUGAUUUUACGGCAAAAUGGAAUGAAAUUUAUGGAAAUAAUCUUCCUCCUUUGGCACUGUAUUGCCUGCUUUCUCCAGAUGAUAAAACAGCAUUUGCUUUUGCACUUGAGUAUAUGGACAGAAUGGCAAAUUACAAAGACUGGUUGGUCCAGACUGCUCCUGGGGAUGAAGUACCUCUUGGGCAUUCAUUAACUGGCUUUGCCACAGCCUUUGACUUUCUGUAUAGUUCACUUGAUAAUAAUAAAAGGCAGCGAUAUUUAGAAAAGAUUCAAAAUGCCAGUGAAGAAAUGUAUGAAUAUUCUAAAGUUCGCUCAUGGGGGAAACAGUUUCUUCACAACCACCAAGCUACUAAUAUGCUAGCACUGCUUAUGGGAGCUUUGGUUGUACAAGGUUAUGGAGAAGCCCAGGCUAAUCUUUGGAAACAAACUGUGGUUGAUGUAAUGGAAAAGACAAUGUUUCUUCUCAAUCAUGUUGUUGAUGGCUCUUUGGAUGAAGGUGUUGCUUAUGGAAGUUAUACUUCUAAGUCUAUUACUCAGUAUGUUUUUUUAGCACAUCGACAUUUUGGUAUCAAUCACUUUGAGAACACUUGGUUAAAAAUGCACUUCUACUUUUAUUAUUCUACCCUGCUGCCAGGUUUUCAGAGAACUGUUGGAAUAGCAGAUUCAAAUUAUAACUGGUUUUAUGGUCCUGAAAGCCAGUUGGUGUUUCUGGACACAUUUAUUCUAAAGAAUGGUCUUGGGAAUUGGCUAGCCUAUCAGAUUCGAAAACACAGACCUAAAGAUGGACCUAUGGUACCAUCCACAGCACAGAGGUGGAGCACCCUUCAUACAGAAUAUCUAUGGUACAAUGCUGAUCUUUCUUUGCAUCCUCCUACUGAUCAAGGCACUGCAAAAAUGCACUUGUUUCCAAACUGGGGUGUGGUAACUUAUGGAGCUGGAUUACCAAAUACUCAAACUAAUACAUUUUUCUCUUUUAAAUCUGGAAAGCUUGGUGGUCGUGCAGUUUACGAUAUUGUUCAUUUUCAACCAUACUCUUGGGUGGAUGGAUGGAGAAGUUUCAAUCCAGGACAUGAGCAUCCAGAUCAAAACUCCUUUACAUUUGCUCCCAAUGGACAAGUUUUUGUCUCUGAAGCGUUAUAUGGACCAAAAAUGAGUUAUUUAAAUAAUGUACUAGUUUUUGCUCCAUCACCUACAAGUCAGUGUAAUAAACCUUGGGAAGGACAAUUGGGAGAAUGCUCACAGUGGCUUAAAUGGACUACAGAAGAAUAUGGUGAUGCAUCUGGUGAGAUUAUAUCAGCCAAUCAGCAUGAAGAAAUGAUAUUUGUAAGUGGUGAAGCAGUUUCUGCUUAUUCGUCUUCCAUGAGAUUAAAGAGUGUUUACCGUGGUUUACUGCUUUUAAAUCACCAGACUCUUCUGGUAAUUGAUCAUAUAGAAAAGUAUCAAGAUUCCCCAAUAUCACUAGCCAGUGCCUUUUUCCACAAUCUGGAUAUUGAUUUUAAAUAUGUUGCUUUCAGAUUUUUAAACAAAUACAAUGGUGCCAUGAUGGAUAUCUGGGAUGCUCACUACAAAAUGUUUUGGUUAGACCAAAAUGGUAAUAGCCCCUCUGCCAGGAUACAAGAAGCAGAGCAGGCUGCUGAGUUUAAGAAACGCUGGACACAAUUUGUAAAUGUAACCUUUCCAUUAAAUGACAAAAUUUCAAGAAUUGCAUACUUGUUCUUUGGGCCAUAUGUUAAUGUAUCCGAUCUAAAAUUUCUAGAUGAUAGCAAAUAUGGGGUUAAGAUGUCCAUUAAGAUUAACAAUACUGAAAAUAUUGUGUCGGUAGUAACUGAAUAUAAUGAUUUAGAGGCUCGAUUUAGCUUUCUUGGAUUUGGUGGAUUUGCAAAAGUUGAGAAUCAUGAGAAAAUAGUACGGUUUGGCUUAGGAGUUGAUCAUAUAAGAAAACAUGAAUCUGUUGGUUUAAAUAUAUUUCACUUUGGCUUUAAAGUAAAUGUAAUGAUUGGACUGACAUUGUGCAUAGGUUUGGUAAUUUUAGCAUUUAACUGGAGGUUUUAUAUUUCCUUUAGUAAGCUGAUGCGUUGGAUCCUAGUAUUGAUUAUUACAGUUUAUUUUUUUGAAUUAUUAGAUGUAUGGAGUACAUGUACGCAACCCAUUUGUGCUAAGUGGAACAGUGAAAUUGCAGACACUGAAAAUAAAUAUGAAAGGCAAUCUAUAGAUCUGCCAGUUGUAAUUAUCACUUCUCUUCCCAGUUCAGGAGCUGAGAUUUUGAAACAGCUUUUUUUCAACAGCUCGGAUUUCAUAUACAUUAGAGUCCCCACUGCUUACAUUGAUAUUCCAGAUGGAGAGUUUAAGGUUGAUUCAUUUGUCGAUGCAUGCGAAUGGAGUAGUUCUGAUGUUCAGGAAGGACGUUUUAAACUAAUCCAAGGUUGGCUGCAGUCACUACUUCAGAAUACAAAAAUUCAUUUGCAAAACAUUGAUUUGCAUGAGCCUAGCAAGCCAAAAAAUUUUCAUCACAGUAUCAUCACUAAGGAUAAAAAAAGAAGGUUCAAAAGAAGGGAUCCAUUUCCAGAACAAAAAAAUAGAAUCAAAGGUAGCUAUGACAGAGAUGCGGAGUACAUUAGACACCUUAAAAAACAAUUAAUGACGUUUCCAAAUGCUCAGCCUGUACUUGGUUUAAGUAGUGGAAGCUGGACAUUAAAAGUUCCUUUUAUUCAAAAUAUUAUUGGACCUUCAUUGAGAGCACUAUUCGUUGUUCGAGACCCUCGUUCAUGGAUUUAUACAUUGCUGUACAAAAGUAGGCCUAAUCUAUUCUCUUUGAGGAAUAUCCCUCAGCGUUUAUAUGAAAUAUUCAAAGAAGAAGAAAAACAAAAAUGUAAGUCUAAAGCAGGCUACGCAUUUGAAUAUGAAUCAUUAGAAGAUGAAGUCUUUGAUUCAGAAUCAAACCCCCUUUCAAAACUGUCCCACUUGUGGUUAUCAAACACAGCUGCAGCAAGGAGGAUAAACAGAAAUUUGCCUGCUAUAAAUUAUCUCUUGGUUAGAUUUGAAGACAUUAUAAACUCACCACAGAAAACAGCAGAACAAAUCUAUACAUUUUUUGGAAUACCCGUUUCUCCUGCAAGUUUAAACCAAAUACUUUUUGCCAGUACCACAAACUUAUUUUACCUUCCACAAGAAGGAGAGAUUUCACCAUCAAGUUUAAAUACUUGGAAACUUAAUAUGCCUAAGGAAGAUAUUACAUUAAUUGAGAAUAUAUGUUGGACACAAAUGCAACAGCUUGGAUAUACAAAGUUUAUUGAAUAAGGUAUUGGCUGCAAAUGUUCAAAAUCCACUGAAGUGAUAACGCAACCAAAAUCUCUUAUUAAAUGGAUUUUCUGAGAAUAAUCCCGUAAAUGCUGCAGGUCAGCAGUCAAUUGCACUAACAACCCCGAUAUCCUUGAUGGAAUACAAUCGCUAUAAAAACAGAUUUUUUUUUAUUCUUAUAUAAUGUAUGUAAAAUUUUCAAAAAUAUUUUCCUUUCAUUUAAUUUUUUAAGGACUGUACUGUAAUUUAAUAAAAACUACAGUUUAAACUGUUGCUUAAAUAGGUCACGUGUAUGUUAUAUUUGUUUUGAUACAUAGGUGUCUUAAGCUGUUAGUAUCAUUGUUAAAUAUUUGUUUAAUUUGGUUUAUAUUUAUUAUAGCUGUGUUCAAAUUAUCUAUAUUACUCUGAAAUAUAAAAGUUAAUACUAUAAUCAAUACUACUAGUGCCAAGUUAACAAUAUAAGUUUGAAGCACUUGGUUUGUAAACUUUGGUUGCAUAUUAGAAAUUAAUAACUGCAUGCCCUAUAGUAUACUAUUGGAUAGUCUAAUAUCUACAGUAUAAAAUAAAUAUGUUGCAAAAUAAGGGCUGAUUCAGAAAGUUUUGGUAUAUCACCAAGUGGUAAUGAUGCUUUGCAUUCUAUAAAAAAUAUGCAUUUACUGUACAUCAAACAAUAUUUUUCAAUUUACAGAAUUCUCAAAAUCGGUAAUACAUUUUUUAUUGGCAUGAAACGUUUUGGAAGGAUGUUAUCUGCCCCUCUGCCCCUGAACAUUAACACCUCAUGGAACAGAAAGGUGUUCAUAUGCUUAAAGUAGUCAAACAUAUUCUAGAAAACUGAGACCAAUCUGGAUUAAUAAAUUAGUGAAAUCGUUAAAAAGUUUUCUAGCAGUCCAGAAAGUUAAUAAACAUGUUCAAAUUUGAUGUGCUGGUAAUCCUUUAAAAUUCCCCAAUUUCACAGUUUGGUAAAUGAGCCCAAAGUAUUUUAAAAUAAACGUUGCUUAUAAAAGAAGUCUUAUCGCAGAUCUCUAUAAAAAGAGGCCAAUUUAUUAAAAUAGAUUGAGAAAAUUGUUUGUGACCAUUUCCAUUGACUUCUAUAGAAACUCGGCUGUUUUUACUUGCCAUUACAUUUUUCAUGGUAUUUUUCUUUGAUAAAUAGUGACUAUUCGAGGUUUUAAAGAACAUUCUUGUUUUUUUCCCCUCUAAUUGAGAACAAAACACAAGCUUGAGAUAAAUCUGCCCCUUGGUGUUAAGGUGAAGUCUUCUCAUUUUUUAUUUUUGCACUUAUUUUAAAUAGAAUGCUAUGUUAUACUAUAUAUAGAACACCUUUGAUGAUUUGUCUGUUAAUUUUUUAAUCUGGAUGUCAAACUGAGAGAAUUAUUUCUACUAUGUUCAACUAUGUAUUUCAAGCACAUGACCAAUUCAAAUGUUGGGUCUUUUAGAUGGAGCUUAGCGUAAAUGUGUAUGUUUUUUUGUCUGCUUUUUUGUUUUCCAGUUGAACAAUAAAAACUGGAAUUAUGAGAAUUAUAAA
Messenger RNA from Xenopus laevis (African clawed frog), 5918 nucleotides. RefSeq names its product dermatan sulfate epimerase like S homeolog (gene dsel.S). Gene Ontology annotation, cellular component: membrane. The record is from RefSeq and is a predicted model, not a curated record. The transcript is spliced from 2 exons. Lineage: Eukaryota; Metazoa; Chordata; Amphibia; Anura; Pipidae. The coding region runs from base 773 to 4393 and encodes 1206 amino acids. Gene Ontology annotation, molecular function: chondroitin-glucuronate 5-epimerase activity; sulfotransferase activity.